CUCUCGCCAUGACAAUUGUUGAUAAUCAACUGGAGUUAUUUUUUGCUUUAGAGUAAAAUAAUUUCAAGCCAGGCCCUUUCCCUCCGGGGGGCUGUCGGAUCAUACCACAACGAACGUAAGAUACCGACUUGCAUGAAGGGCUAAUGGAAAACCCAAGGGAUAUGGCUGAGCACACUCCCCGCUCAGAGCGGAAGAGGAGAGAUUCGUUCGGGAUGUUUGACGGGUAUGACAGCUGCAGUGAAGACAGCAGUAGCAGUUCCAGCUCAGAGGACAGUGAAGAUGAAGUUCCCAGCAUCCCUGCCAGUUUGCCCAUCAUCAAAAACAAUGGCCAGGUGUACACCUAUCCUGAUGGAAAAGCAGGAAUGGCAACCUGUGAGAUGUGUGGUAUGGUUGGUGUACGAGAUGCUUUCUAUUCUAAAACCAAGCGAUUCUGCAGCGUGUCCUGUUCCAGAAGCUAUUCCUCCAAUUCUAAAAAGGCCAGUAUACUGGCAAGACUUCAGGGUAAACCACCAACGAAAAAGGCAAAAGUCUUACAGAAACAGCCAUUAAUGGCAAAGUUGGCAGCUUAUGCACAGUAUCAAGCAAAUCAACAGAACCAAGCUAAAUCAAAAUCAGUGGUUCCUGUUGAAGGCUUUGACUGGGGCCAGUACAUUUGUAGCAAUAAUUUAGUUGGGGCACCAGUCAGCUGUUUCAAACAUGUGCCCAUGGGUAUGUGCUGGGGUGACAUAGCUGAGGGGGUGAGGGUGGAGGUCUUCAAUUCUGACACAAACCUCUCCACAAAAGUUUACUGGGUAGCAGAGAUUGUCAAACUGGCAGGUUUUAAAGCUCUUCUGCGCUAUGAGGGUUUUGAUAACGACUCAAGCAGAGAUUUCUGGUGUAAUCUGUGCAUCCCAGAAAUCCACCCUGUUGGAUGGUGCGCUUCUAGUGGAAAGCCACUGGUGCCUCCUAAAUCCAUCCAGCAUAAGUAUUCUAACUGGAAAGCAUUUCUUGUGAAAAGACUCACUGGAGCCAAAACUCUUCCGCCAGAAUUUGCCACAAAGGUGCAGGAGAACAUGCAGUACCCGUUUAAGAAACUGAUGCGUGUAGAAGUGGUGGACAAGACACACCUGUGCCGCACUCGUGUGGCUCUAGUGGAACAGGUGAUCGGUGGCCGUUUACGCCUGGUGUACGAGGAGAGCCAGGACGGCACAGAUGACUUCUGGUGUCACAUGUUAAGCCCACUCAUCCAUUCCAUUGGCUGGUCACGAAGCAUUGGACAUCGCUUCAAAAGAUCUGAGGUGUCGAAGAAGAUUGAGGGUCAGAUGGACGCUCCCUCACAGCUGUUUCUUAAGAUAAGGGAUGUGGAUCAGAGUGGGGAUUGGUUUAAAGACGGAAUGAAGUUGGAAGCAAUAGAUCCUCUAAAUCUCUCCGCUAUAUGUGUUGCUACUGUUAGAAAGGUGUUGGCAGACGGGUACCUAAUGAUCGGGAUUGAUGGUUCCGAGGCGGCUGAUGGCUCAGACUGGUUCUGCUACCACUCCACCUCUCCCUCCAUCUUCCCAGUCGGCUUCUGUGAAAUCAACAGCAUUGAGCUCACACCCCCGAGAGGGUCCACCAAACUCCCUUUCAAAUGGUUUGACUACCUCAGAGAAAUAGGUUCAAUUGCAGCCCCUGUGAAGCUCUUUAACAAAGAUGUGCCGAAUCAUGGCUUCCGCGUAGGCAUGAAGCUGGAGGCAGUGGACUUGAUGGAGCCGCGUCUGGUGUGUGUCGCCACAGUGACCAGGAUCGUCCACAGACUCCUGCGCAUUCACUUUGACGGCUGGGAGGAUGAGUAUGAUCAGUGGGUGGACUGUGAGUCUCCAGAUCUCUACCCCAUAGGCUGGUGCCAACUGACCGGCUAUCAGCUGCAGCCGCCUGCCGCACAGACCGCAAGAGAAGCACCGCCAAAUGUCUCGAAACAGAAAAAGAAGGCAGCACAGUAUAAAGGACAAAAGAAAAAGAGGAAGAUUCCAGUUGGGAGGAGGCCGAUCGGUUUGGGUGGGCCUCUGAGGAGGAGGAGCUUCUCGGGUGAUGAAGAGCAGACUCCGCCCCAUUACCUGUCCCACUUCUCUGGGUCCAGGCGACCUCCCGCCUCAGGUGUAGAGCGUGAUCGCUCUCUCAACUCAGAGGCCUCGCUGCAGCUGAAAGAAGAGACUCCUGAGAUCGACGAGUUCACCUUCUCUCAAGGCAUCUCAGACCAGGAGAGCAACGGCUCGGGCAGUUAUUACAUCAGACAGGAGCCGUGAGCCGCUGCAGCCAAUCACAGACUCUCACCUCACUGCCAACAGCACUGGAAAAAACCCCACACGCAGAGAUGCACAGCAGACCUGGAGGAAGAAGAAGAGACUUCCCUCCAAAACCAGGUCUUUCUCCUUUCCUUUUAUGGUUCCUUUUCAGGUUUCAGGAGAAGAACGUCAGUCAUUGAUGCGAGACAGAAAAGGGGGGAUUUUGGUUCGUAUAAUAAGGAUAGCGUUGAUUGUCCUGACUUUUUUUUUGUUCUUCUUGAUUUUUUUUUUGUUCUCAUUUGCCCGAUGGACUUAUCCUCCUCAGUGUUCAUUGUACUUGAAGAUUUCUUCGCUUUUUAUACAUAUUUGAUCUCUUUAUUUCCCUCUUUUGGUGAAGAAAAACAAAAAAGAUGACAAAAAUUUGAAUAUUUCUUGGGGGUGGACAUUUCAGUACCUUGUGUGUUCUUGCGCUGUUUCACUUGUUUUGGAUGGGUGUGCAUUUGGUAAUAGUAGAAAUCUAUAUUGAGACAGUAUAUUCAUAUAUAUAUAUAUAUAUAUAUAUGUAUGACAUUCAUAUUAAACGCAUAUUUAAACGUAUAAAUAUAGUAGUGGAUUGAGGGAUGAUGGUAUUGAAAUCAAACCUUACUGGUAUGAAGAGUAGAUUAAAGGAAAACACUCACAAUUUGCACUACAGGGAUUUCAAACAAAAUAUAAAACCAUAGUAAACAAACAAACAAACUGCAGCUUUAUUGUGUUGUGAUUAGCAAACGUAACUAGCGGUGGGAUGUGCUCAAGUCAAAGUGAAGAUUACGAUAUGCAAAAAAAAAACAGUUUUUCGACAUUUGACGCCAGUGUUUCUAGUUUUUUAAUUACGUUCUCAAGAGCCAUUUUCUAAAAUACAAGCAGUCAAAGUGUUUUUGAGCCAGAGAAUAAAACGUAAGCAAUCACCGCUGCCUGAACACUACCUUUCGCGAGUCUCCGAUCAAUCCAGCGCUAGCUCAUUUACUAGCCUCGCCUCGAACAUCCCAUCCCAUACAUUUCCUGAUUCCAUUCCACAUUUUGACUACCUCUAAAAGAAGAUGCGUUGCAAUAGGUAGUUCUGUCAUGCUUAUAAUCCGUAUAAGCAAGCGCGUACACAGUUAUAUUUUAUGCAAGAGAUAAAUAUUAACACUUGGACAUGCUUCACUUUUAAAAGUCUAUACACCAUUUCUGUUUUAGAGCAUGGGAAGGCAAAGAAGAAGGUUAUGCAAUAAUAAUAUUUGUGUUGUUUUACGAUGUCUUACUCUGAAAUCCAGAAAUCACACAGCUCCUAUAUAUAGAGAGAGAGAGAGACUUAAAAGCAAGAUAUUGAGAAACUGUGACAAUUUUCUAAGAGCUAGACUUGAGCUUUCCCUGUUCUAGAUCCUUCUGAGUGUAAAUACAUCCUCUAUAUCACAUUCGCAUAGUGGUUUAUCUUAGUAGAACUAUAAGCUCUGUUCAAUACCAGUAAGGUUGUUGGUGAACUCUCAGGAAACAUAUAGAUCUCAUUUAAUUCUGCUUUAUUUGAAGGUUCACGGCUAAAGCGCUUCUAAAAUCAUUCGAUUUGAUCGCCGUUUCAUAAAAAAUGGAUUAAAAAACACAACUUCUUGCUCGCGUUUGUUUAAUGCUGACUCAAUUUUUGUAAAUGGUCAUCCACCUCGUAGGUAGAUCCAUGUUAAAUUAUGGUUCGUUCGUUGUAUAAAAAUGUAUUUUUUUACUGUUCGCUUUCUCUUGAGUUUUAGCUGAUGUUUGUACUGAAUCAUUCUGUUAUUUUAUGUUGUUGUUCGUAGUGGGUUUCUUCAGUAGCUGUUGUGUCGUUUGCAUGUGUAGUUUUCCAGAUGUAAGGCACUGUCGUGUGUUAAUGUCAAACUGGGACUUUAUGGCCACAUUUUCCCAUCAGCUGCAGGAGCCACGUUCAUUUUUUCCAUCUUUAUUUCGUUAUAAACCCAAACUCAUAGCAUCAGGAUUUAGGUACACACUGGUCAUGUCUGCUCAGUUUCAUUUCUUAAAUAUAUAGAUGUGUGUAUGUAUACACACACACAUAAUAAGACCAAAAUAUCAAUUGUUUCUGCAAUUUAAACGAAAACAAAACGACUGUUGAGGCAAAUUUAGCUGCUACCCUCAAGAAUUUCAACGCACAACUUCACCUUCACCCUUUUGUCAGCAGAAUUGAUGCCUUAUCCUCUCUGUGUUGUGUUUUUUUUUUGUCAGAGUACAAAAAUAUACGUAAAAAAAAAACUAAAAUAUGUCGUCCAGUAGAGUUCUUAUCAGUGCAUGCAGCAAUGUGAGAUGAAUCUUAUGAGGGCCAGUUGUUUUUCUGGUCUCGAUACUAACACGGGUUUUUGUGACGUUUCCCCUCUGUCCUCAGUAAUCACAUCAUGGUGCUAUAUUCAUAUAUAUAUAUAUAUUUGAUAACUCAUUGGUUAGGUCUAUCAUAGGAGAAAUAAGUCUGUAAUUAUAAGUUGGAGAGCCGCUGAUUAUAACUUCAGAUCUGUAUUUUUGGAUACAAAUAGCCGAAAUCAUUUGUUAUAACGAUGUAAAGUCAAAUUAAAUAAAUAAAAUAAAAAAAAGAACUAACGUUGACCCUCGUUGUAUGAAGAGGUGAGGGUGGUGGAUUUGUAACUUUUUUGAUAGAGUCUGUAUCUGGUCUUUGCUUUAUUUCUUAUGACGAAGAUGAUUAUGAUGAUGACGUGUGCUGUGAUUAUAGGGUUUGAUAGAGCUUCUAUGUAUAUAGUUCAAACUGUGGGGGGGAAAGCUUUCGUUGGUCUAAUUUUAUGUUAAUUUGUUUACAAGCAUUUCAAACUGUUUCCGCAUGGCUGUGAAAAUGUAUCUGUUGAGUUUGGGGGAAAAAAAAGAAGAAAUUUUUACACUGAAUUAAAAGGUUACUAAACGUU
Molecule: messenger RNA, 5152 nt
Organism: Danio aesculapii
Lineage: Eukaryota; Metazoa; Chordata; Actinopteri; Cypriniformes; Danionidae
Gene: mbtd1
Product: mbt domain containing 1
Exons: 17
Coding region: 144-2261 (705 amino acids)
Biological process (GO): regulation of DNA-templated transcription
Cellular component (GO): nucleus
Molecular function (GO): zinc ion binding
Source: RefSeq, a predicted model, not a curated record